AUGCAGACUGUGUUCCCACAGUGCUGGCAGCUGUUCGUUCAGGCUCGCCGAAGAACACUAACGAUGCCUCCAAAACGGGAGCAAAAGAAGGAAACGGAGUCUUUGACUGGAGUUGUAGUGGUGGAUUCAUAUGAUCCACGUUUUGCCCCGCUAUCACCCACGAUUGGACCAUGGUGUGGGUCCCGAAUAUAUGUGUACAAUUCUAUUGGAGCAAAGAAGAGGGAAGAACGAGAUUGA
Molecule: messenger RNA, 237 nt
Organism: Necator americanus (New World hookworm)
Lineage: Eukaryota; Metazoa; Nematoda; Chromadorea; Rhabditida; Ancylostomatidae
Exons: 3
Coding region: 1-237 (78 amino acids)
Source: RefSeq, a predicted model, not a curated record